AUGCUCCUGUUCGACGACAGUCAAGUUCCUGCUUCUUUGAAUCUGCAUAGGGACCAGUUGAGUCCUACAGAGAAGAAAAAUACUACCACUUCUUUGAAAGACGCUUUUUUUUUCUUUCUUUCUUUCUUUCUUUCUUUCUUUCUUUCUUUCUUUCUUUCUUUUUCUUUCACUUUUUCUUUCUUUCUUUCUUUCUUUCUUUCUUUCUUUCUUUCUUUCACUUUUCUUUCACGUUUCUUUCUUUUUUUUCUUAAUUUCUUUGACUUUUUCUUUCUUCUUUCAUUUUUCUUUCUUUUCUUUCUUUCUUUCUCUCUUUUUUCUUUCUUUCUUUCUUUCUUUCACUUUUCUUUCACGUUUCUUUCUUUUUUCUUAAUUUCUUUGACUUUUUCUUUCUUCUUUCAUUUUUCUUUCUUUCUUUCUUUCUUUCUUUCUUUCUUUCUUUCUUUCUUUCUUUCUUUCUUUCUAACCAAAUCCCUGUCUUACGAACAUUUCUCUUAA
Acanthosepion pharaonis is the source of this 495-nucleotide messenger RNA. NCBI's taxonomy places the organism in Eukaryota, Metazoa, Mollusca, Cephalopoda, Sepiida, Sepiidae. The record is from the annotation of a GenBank genome assembly.